Acinonyx jubatus (cheetah) is the source of this 3680-nucleotide messenger RNA. RefSeq names its product complement C8 alpha chain (gene C8A). Gene Ontology annotation, biological process: immune response. The transcript has 11 exons. Gene Ontology annotation, cellular component: membrane attack complex. The record is from RefSeq and is a predicted model, not a curated record. NCBI's taxonomy places the organism in Eukaryota, Metazoa, Chordata, Mammalia, Carnivora, Felidae. The coding region runs from base 113 to 1885 and encodes 590 amino acids. Gene Ontology annotation, molecular function: protein binding.
AUUCUGUUAGUUCCGAACAUUCGAUGGCUCUUACAGGUCCCGGCGCAAAGACAUCUUUCACUCCAACUCUCUGACUAGUUUUAUUCCUUCUAAGUGAUACAGGGUGGUUGAGAUGCUUGCUGCUGCUGUUUUCAUCCUGUGUUUGAUGACUUGUCAGCCUGGGGCAACUAUCCAGGAGAAGGUGAACCGGAGAGUAAGUCGGGCUGUUCAGAGUUCCACCUUGACAGCACUUAACUGCCAGCUGAGCACCUGGUCAGAGUGGACAGAAUGCUUUCCAUGUCAGGACAAAAAGUACCGAUUCCGGAGCCUCCUGCAGCCAAACAAGUUUGGGGGAACCAUCUGCAGUGGUGAUGUCUGGGAUCAAGCCAGCUGUCAGAGUCCCACAGCUUGUCUAGAGCAAGCGCAGUGUGGACAGGAUUUCCAGUGUAAGGAGACAGGUCGCUGCCUGAAACGCCACCUCGUGUGUAACGGAGACAAGGAUUGCCUUGAUGGCUCUGACGAGGAUGACUGUGAAGAUGUCAGGGUCAUGGAAAGCGACUGCAGCCUGUAUGACCCCAUUCCAGGGUCAGAGAGUGCGGCCUUGGGGUACAAUAUCCUGACCCAGCAGGAAACUCAGAGCGUGUACGAUGCCAGGUAUUACGGGGGCCAGUGUGAGACAGUAUACAACGGGGAGUGGAGAGCGCUUCGCUAUGACCCUGCCUGUGAGCGUCUCUACUACGGAGAAGAUGAGAAGUACUUCCGGAAACCCUACAACUUCCUCAAGUACCACUUUGAAGCCCUGGCAGAUACUAGACUCUCCUCAGAGUUAUACAAUGAUGCAAAUGAACUUCUUUCUAAAGUAAAGAAUGACAGGUCUGUGUCGGCAGGAGUGGUUGUUGGUGUGGGCCCCGCGGGCAGCCCUGAAACAACAGUGGAUGUGGGUUUAUCCGGGUCACGAGACUCUUCGUUCGUGAAUAAGUUAAACAAGUAUAAUAACAAGAAAUAUAACUUCAUGAGAAUUUCCACAAAGGUGCAGACUGCUCAUUUUAAGAUGAGAAGGGACAAUAUUGUGCUGGAUGAAAGCAUGCUGCAGUCAUUAAUGGAGCUUCCGGAGCAGUACAAUUACGGCCUGUAUUCCAAGUUCAUCAACGACUAUGGCACUCAUUACAUAACGUCUGGAUCAAUGGGUGGCGUUUAUGAAUACAUCCUGGUGCUUGACAAAGAAAAAAUGGAAUCGCUUGGCAUUACCAGCACAGAUAUCAAGAAAUGCUUCGGAGGCUUUGUGGGCAUUGACUAUGAUUACACAGACAGCAUAAAAACUGAAGGACGUUUAUCAGCAGAACGUUGUGAAAAAACUGGAGGUGGCAAUACUAACAAAGACAGGCUGGCCAUGGCUGUGGAAGACAUCAUUUCUCGAGUGCGAGGUGGCAAUUCUGGCUGGGGCGGUGGCUUGACUCAAAACGGGAGCACCAUUACGUAUCGUUCCUGGGGGAGGUCAUUAAAGUAUAAUCCUGUUGUUAUUGAUUUUGAGAUGCAGCCCAUCCAUGAGGUGCUGCGACAUACAAACCUGGGGCCCCUGGAGGCCAAGCGCCAGAACCUGCGCCGGGCCUUGGACCAGUACCUGAUGGAAUUCAAUGCCUGCCGCUGUGGACCCUGCUUCAACAAUGGGGAGCCCAUCCUCAAGGGCACCAGCUGUGAGUGCCAGUGCCCACUGGGUCGCCGGGGCCUUGCCUGUGAGCAAAUGGAGCAGAAGGGAGCCAAGGCGGAUGGUCGCUGGAGCUGCUGGAGCUCCUGGUCUGCUUGCAGAGCGGGCACCCAGGAAAGGAGGAGAGAGUGCAAUAACCCUGCACCCCAGAAUGGAGGCAACUCCUGUCCAGGGUGGAAAGUGCAGACCCAGGCUUGCUGAGGGCCUCUGGGCACAGAUGCAGCGGAUGGCACCCCCUGCAUUGACCACUGGAAAAAGACUUCUUUCAGCUGAGGGGAAAUGCAAAUCAACGUGGACUUUUUCUUUGUCCCUCCAACUUCCAGGAGUAGGACCAGCCUGUGCCGUCUACAACUAACUGUCCUAUUACCCACAAGAUGCAGUCAUUCAACAACUGGGCACUGAAUGUCAACUAGGGCCUCAGUCCUGCUCACAGCACUUCAGAUCAUCUGAGAGAGAGAGAGAGAGAGAGAGAGAGAGAGGAGGCGGGGGCGGGGGGGAGGGACAGAGAGAUUUCAACCCAUGCCUUAGAGGGACUUAUAGGAUGUUAGAAGUAGGAGGCAAGCAGAUCAAUGGCUAAUAAAACAAAGUAUGAUGAGAAUGGUCUCAGUUCUUUGAUCACAAUAUUUGUUCAUUCACAGAACCAUUACUAGUUGCGAGAAGCAGCAGAUACACUGAAAUAAUGACAAAAAAAAAUGAAGACUGACUUGGGUUCCGUCAAUUUUCCUUGAUCUGGGUUCAACAUUAUUUUCUUUCAUUCCCUCAAUUAAUCUCUUCUGUUCAGGUUCUUCCCACAAAUAACACGUUUCCCCCAGUUAUCUUCUCAGGGCACUCUAUCCUUUUCCUUCAUGGUGUUUUUCACAAUUAAUAACUGUAUACUGGCUGCCAUAUCUCCUGUGACUAUUUAUGAUCUGUCUCCCCUGAGAUGCUAAUUGUGAGGGCAGGGAUUAGGUUUGUUUGGAUCAGCAAUGUAUCCCCAGAGGCCAACGCUGUUCCUUGAAUUGGGGGAGACCUAACAAGGAUGAGGGGAGGGACUGAACUCGAGUCAGUUCAAAAAUGUGGUUCCUAUGGGUGAGCACCCCAGACUGGAUAAUGGAGCCAACAAAUGCUGAUCAGUACACCUUCCCUGACCACCUGCAGGAGAGCCAAUCACACCAGCCUGCCUCACUAUCCCCAUCAUACUCUAGUCAUGUCUCAAAUAGAGAAUAUGUUGUGUUGAACAGACUUUUCUGUUUACCUCUAAGUUUCUCCUAGAGGUGGGUAGCUCUUUGGCAGUGGAAUCUGCAUUUCCAGUAGGGACAAAAAACAUCUGUUGAUUGAUAUAUCCUAGUGCUCUCUAUCUUUUCAGAAUCCUCGAUCUUUUUAGGGUAAUAAUAAGACAUAUACAUGAAACAAUUAGAAGGGAUUUUAGGGAUACAGAGAAUUAAUCGUUGAGUUAAUGCCAAAGGAAGGGCCAAAGGAGGCCAGGUGGGACAGAGGUUUAUGUUCCCUGGUGUGUAUUUUACAUAUGGGAUGGGGCUUGACCCAGACCUUGAAGGAUUUCUGAACGAGGCAAAGAGGGAAGAGGCCUUUAAGAUAGAAGCUCAGCAUGUAAUACAGUUUGAAGGUGAGAAAGAACCUUGGGGGUGUGUGCACAUGAGUUGGGAAUGGAGAAUGGGGGAGAAAGUGAAGAUAAAUAUGUCAUAUGAAACAGCACAGUGCCGGGGUGGCUCUGUCAGUUAAACGUCCAGCUUCGGCUCAGGUCACGAUCUCAUGGUUCGUGAGUUCAAGCCCCGCGUUGGGCUCCAUGCUGACAGCUCGGAGCCUGGACCCUGUUUCAGAUUCUGUGUCUCCUUCCCUCCCUGCCCCUCCCCUGCUCAUGCUCUCUCUCUCUCAAAAAUAAAUAAACAUUAAAAAAUUUUUAAAAACCCCAGCCCAGUGCCUGUCAUAUAUGGAAUUAUUAGCAACGCCCUUAUUAUUACUAUUGUUACCAGUGUUCAUUAAAAUUUAUAGUUUAGCA